Arabidopsis thaliana (thale cress) is the source of this 1637-nucleotide messenger RNA. RefSeq names its product 2-oxoglutarate (2OG) and Fe(II)-dependent oxygenase superfamily protein. The transcript is spliced from 9 exons. The record is from RefSeq and is marked reviewed. Gene Ontology annotation, molecular function: catalytic activity, acting on a protein; 2-oxoglutarate-dependent dioxygenase activity. Bases 156 to 1544 code for a protein of 462 amino acids. Gene Ontology annotation, cellular component: nucleus. Gene Ontology annotation, biological process: regulation of gene expression. Lineage: Eukaryota; Viridiplantae; Streptophyta; Magnoliopsida; Brassicales; Brassicaceae.
UUGACCUUAAACGCCGCCUUUAAUUAGGAAGUCUCUAGGUGAGUUAGAGAGUCUCUUUCGUUCAUCGGCCGGAGCUCUAUAUCUGCUUCAACUUUACCGGCGACUUUGAUCGGAGAUUCUCACUCUCAGAAGAAGCAGAUCAAAUUGAGAGAAACAUGGGAAUACAGAUUAUAGGUCAAAUUGAGAGAAUCAAUGGUAAAGAGCUGAGUUACGGCGAUUUUGCAGAGAGAUACUUAGCUAAGAACCAGCCAGUGGUAAUAUCCGAUCUCACUGAAGAUUGGCGAGCUCGGGAAGAUUGGGUCAGUGAGAAUGGAAACCCUAAUCUCCACGUAUUUGCCACUCACUUUGGAAAAUCCAGAGUUCAGGUUGCAGAUUGUGAUACGAGAGAAUUUACAGAUCAGAAAAGAUUAGAAAUGUCUGUUACUGAAUUUGUGGAGCAAUGGACUAAUAAGGAUUCUAUUGAGGAAUCUGUUUUGUAUCUGAAAGAUUGGCACUUUGUGAAGGAGUAUCCAGACUAUACAGCUUACCAAACACCGCCGUUGUUUUCUGAUGAUUGGCUUAACGUGUAUCUAGACAAUUACCAAAUGCAUGAGGAUAGAGAUAGUUUCCAGAAGUAUGAUCAAAUAAGCUGCUCUGAUUAUCGGUUUGUUUAUAUGGGUGGGAAAGGAUCUUGGACACCUCUACAUGCUGAUGUAUUUAGAUCUUAUAGUUGGUCAGCUAAUGUCUGUGGUAAAAAAAGAUGGCUUUUCCUUCCUCCUCCUCAAAGUCAUCUUGUUUAUGACAGGUACAUGAAAAAUUGCGUUUAUGACAUUUUUGAAGAGGUGAAUGAAACUAAAUUCCCUGGUUUUAAGAAGACCACCUGGCUUGAGUGCAUUCAAGAACCCGGUGAAAUUAUCUUUGUUCCCAGUGGAUGGCAUCAUCAAGUAUAUAACUUGGAAGACACAAUAUCUAUUAACCACAAUUGGCUCAACGCAUACAACCUAUCUUGGGUGUGGGAUCUACUGUGGAAGGACUACAAGGACACUGAAGAGUCAAUAGAAGACAUAAGAGACAUAUGUGAUGAUUUUGAAGCUAUCUGCCAACGUAAUCUUGCUGCCAACACAGGAAUGAAUUUAAAUGAUUUCUUCCUCUUCAUGUCACGGUUCUCUUUGGGGAACAUGGUUCUACUGCAAUCUUACUCUGACAAACACAAAAACCUGAAUUCGUGUUCAUUAGCAAUGGCCCAAAACCUGUUAAUGAAUCUCUCAACUAUACUGAAAGUCAUGAUGAAGAUGAUAUCUGCAGGCGGUGUAACUGCAGAGGAAGUGUAUCUGGACUUGCGAGAAACACUGGAGGAUCCACAGUUUCUCAGAUUUGUCAGAGACAUGGGAAGAACUUAUGCAAGGAUUCACAUGGAGGAAGAGGAUCAGUUUCUUUCUUCGAAAGAAUUAUUACAAAAGCUCAGUGGUCUUGCAGGUCCAAAUAUGCAAAUAUGUUCUCCAAAGGAUCUUGUUGAAAUGAUAAACCAUCACAAUACUUUUUCCUCCCAAAUCUAUUUUAUUUAGAUGUAAAUGAAAUAAUUAAUAAAAAAUCUAUUUUAUUUAGUAAACUUUUAAAAACUACUGUAUGCUAUGUUAAGAAUAAAUAUCCUAAACCAA